AUGGGCGUUAUGUACGCUGCAUGUCCAUUCGACAAGUGGGGUAUCGACAUAGUCGGGAAGCUGCCCACGGCACCAGGGGGCAAAUGCUUUCUGCUUGUAGCGGUGGACUACUUCUCUAAGUGGGUCGAGGCUGAGGUUGUGGGGAAAAUCGAUGAGGUGACUGUGGAGCGCUUCAUUUGGCGGAAUAUAUGUUGCAGAUUUGGGGUCCCAAGGAUCAUCGUUUCUGACAACGGAACCCAGUUUACAGGGCAGAGGAUCGCGGAUUUUUGUGAUCGGAUGGAUAUCACUCAAAGAUUUGUCUCGGUAGCUCAUCCGCAAGCAAAUGGCCAAGUGGAGUUGGCCAACAGGACAAUAUGCGAAGGGAUCAAGAAGAGGCUGACUCAGAGCAAAGGCAAAUGGGUUGAGGAGCUGGAUACUGUACUUUGGGCCUACAGUACUAGCCCAAAGACAGCCACGGGUGAAGCACCAUUUACUCUGGUGUAUGGAUCUAAUGCGGUAAUACCAGCGGAGGCAAGAUUGGAAUCAUAUCGGAUAACAACCUACGACACUGAGCACAAUGCUGAACUUCGCCGAGCAGAGCUAGAUUUGGUGGAAGCACAGAGGGAUGAAGCCCGGGUCAGAGCAGCAAAAUACAAAGGCAUUAUCAAGGCAGGGUAUGACAAGCAGGUCAGAGCACGGAAAUUGUCAAAGGGAGAUCUAGUCCUCAAAAGAGCGGAUGCAUUGAAGGCGGUGGGCAAGUUCAAAGCUAAUUGGGAAGGCCCGUUUAUCAUCACAGAGGACUAA
Molecule: messenger RNA, 783 nt
Organism: Salvia miltiorrhiza (redroot sage)
Lineage: Eukaryota; Viridiplantae; Streptophyta; Magnoliopsida; Lamiales; Lamiaceae
Exons: 2
Coding region: 1-783 (260 amino acids)
Biological process (GO): DNA integration
Molecular function (GO): nucleic acid binding
Source: RefSeq, a predicted model, not a curated record